Exophiala bonariae is the source of this 717-nucleotide messenger RNA. RefSeq lists its product as uncharacterized. The record is from RefSeq and is a predicted model, not a curated record. Bases 1 to 717 code for a protein of 238 amino acids. The transcript has 2 exons. NCBI's taxonomy places the organism in Eukaryota, Fungi, Ascomycota, Eurotiomycetes, Chaetothyriales, Herpotrichiellaceae.
AUGAUUCCCCAAUCACUACUCAGCCUGUUGGCCCUCCCACUCCUCGCCUCCGCACAUUUCCACAUGCUAUACCCCAGCCCACGCAGCGACGACGACGACACCGAGCCCACAUUCCCAUGCGGCGGCUUUCCCGUGUCUGACAACCGCACGACCGUUUCCUCGACCGCCUUCCCUUUGGCAUUGGAGAUGGGCCACGACCGCACCGUCAUCCAGGUGCUCCUCGGCAUUGGCAAUGACGUCGGCGACAGCUUCAACAUCACCCUCGAGCAGACCUUCCAGCAGCAGGGCGAAGGCGCGUUCUGUCUGCCGACUGUCACCAUCCCGAAAGACUUGAAUCUCACGGAUGGCACGAACGCCACGCUACAAGUCAUCACGGAUGGUGAAGGAGGUGGUGGUCUCUAUAUCUGCGCAGACCUGACUUUCACCUCGUCGCCGACAGUGCAGAUGGUGCCCAGCUCAUGCACAAACGGCACGGGCGUGACUGCUUUCCCACUCUCCUCCAAUGUCAACGCCAACCAGACCAACGGAGAUGGAUCGCCACAGUCGGGCUCCGGGUCAAGUUCGGGCUCAGGCUCGUCUUCAUCCAGCUCGGCCAGCGGCUCUGCGACCGCUACCGCAUCCGGUGCAACGACUUCUCAGUCAAACAAUGCUGCUCUGUUCACUGCAGGCUGGAUUGUGCUUGGAGCCGCUGUUUUGGGAGCGGCGGCUUUAAUGUAA